Messenger RNA from Suillus paluster, 613 nucleotides. RefSeq lists its product as uncharacterized. NCBI's taxonomy places the organism in Eukaryota, Fungi, Basidiomycota, Agaricomycetes, Boletales, Suillaceae. The transcript is spliced from 3 exons. The coding region runs from base 1 to 480 and encodes 159 amino acids. The record is from RefSeq and is a predicted model, not a curated record.
AUGCCUGAAUUUGAGGUGAGGAGCUUUGAUUUUAACGCCAGCCGUCCGGUCAUGAUUGAUUGGGUGAUUACAAACGUUUCACAAGAAGACUGUGAAUGCGAGGGCUCCAUCGGCGGUCAGCCUGCACCGCCUGCAGAAGUGCCGAAAGUAGGCCCAGAAGACUUUCCCAACGUAGUUACUGCUUCAGCCAACAUUCUCGCCGGCGAUCUCAUUACCCGUCUCGUUGUCAAAACCACUGACGGCCACAGUGGCGGUGGGUGGUCGCUUAACGUCAGAGGGGCACUCGACCUGACUAAAGGAAUGCUGGGGUACUCCUCUUGGGACGAAUUGGAGUCAGACACGAAUACAUACGUCAUCGCCGACGGUGAUGACACUGUUACGAUUACCUUCCUUGUCCAUGGCUCCCCUAAGGCUGCCUUCUCUUCUGGUGGGACUGGCAAGAGUGUGCUCGCGGGCUACGGCCAAUUCGCCUGGGAAUGAUAGUACUGCUCAAGAAUAUAGAAUAGUUUUCUGAAUUCAUCACGUCAAUCCUGACUCGCGGUGGUUGGAAUAAUAAUACAUAUUCUGUUCCCUCUGUUAUUGGUGAAGUCCUAGCAAAACCACUGCGAAGUUA